AUGGUGGCCACGUUCCCGCAGAAGGCCAAGGCGGGUCUGUGCGCGCUGGUAGCGUGCUGCUUCCAGCCGGCGCACACGCCCGAGCCCACGGACGAGGCGCGGUACAUGCUGCAGGAGAAGCCCAAGCGCCGAUCGCCCGCGGACGCCGAGAGCCCGGCCGACGCCAUCCUCCCCAACUACCAGGAGCCGCCGCGGUGGGUCAAGGACGACUUCAUCGAGGCGUGCGUGCUGUGCGGCGUCGAGUUCGACCUGCUCAAGCGCAAGCACCACUGCCGCGGCUGCGGGCUCGUGUUCUGCGGCCGCUGCACGGCGCACUUCGACCGCGUGGUCAAGUUCGGCUUCGUGGAGCCCGUGCGGCUCUGCAACAACUGCGCGGGCACGGCGCAGACCGAGAACGUCUUCUACGAGAAGUUCCUGCCGCUGCUCGAGGGCGGCGACCUCUUCAGCAAGUACGGGCUGCUGCGCAAGCGGCACGUGCACCUCAAGUUCGUGCGCGCCAAGAACAUCCUGCAGUACCAGAAGUUCGACCCCGAGUCGAGGAGCUACGAGGGCGACAUCAAGGCCAUCUCGCUCGACGACAUCACGGACGUGCGCGAGGUGGACGCGGGUCAGGACAACGCCGACGUGGGCAUCGUCAUCGCCGUGGGCCCGCAGGAGCACAGGUUCGACGCCACUACGGCGCUCAAGAGGCAGCAGUGGGUAGAGGCCAUCGCAGGCGCGCGCCAGGUGCGCGGAGCCAUGCUGGCCGCAGAGCGCGAGAAGCGCGCGAAGCAGGUCGAGAAGGAGAACGAAGAGAUCCGCAAGAUGUCGGAGAACCUGCAGAAGAUGGAGGAGCGCCGCGCCACGUUCCAGGAAGACCGCAUGCGCCGCCGCGCCGAGAAGCGCGAGCAGCUCCGGGCCAAGUACCACCUCGCAACGGCAGCGUCGUAA
This is a messenger RNA of Phytophthora sojae, 930 nucleotides long. RefSeq lists its product as hypothetical. The transcript has a single exon. Bases 1 to 930 code for a protein of 309 amino acids. The record is from RefSeq and is a predicted model, not a curated record. Gene Ontology annotation, molecular function: metal ion binding. Lineage: Eukaryota; Oomycota; Peronosporomycetes; Peronosporales; Peronosporaceae.